CGCUUAUAUCGUGGAACCAUCCUCUCGAAUUUGUGCAAAAUCCCCAAGCAACCCGUCUUACAUCUCCGCAUGACAUUGACCAUGGAAAACCAAACCCGUCUCGAAUCCUGGAACAAUUACUGCGAUGACUUUGUAAACCAUCUUCGAAACUCGAAAGCAGUCCUUGCCCUGCUCGGCGCAGGUCUGUCUGCAAGUUCCGGCAUAUCCACCUACCAAGGCAGUGGUUCGACCUGGCAAAACCAUUUAGUACGAGAUCUCGCCACGAAAAGUCGUUUCGAGAGAGAUCCGGUGCUGGUUUGGGAAUACUAUCGCCAUCGACAAGCUGAGAUAUUAUCGGGGGUGCCUAAUGCAGGACAUUUCGCUCUUGCCGGAUUGGCGACGAUAAAGCCGGAUUUUUUGACGAUUACGCAGAAUGUGGAUGAUCUCUCACAACGAGCUCGUCAUCCCCCAGAACUGCUGGUGCCAAUCCACGGCUCGUUGCUAGAUCUCCACUGCACAAAUACCUCUUGCGCCUUUUCCCGCCAUCACAACUCCCAUGAUCCGCAUCUUCAUCCUCAACCAUCUCCACCCACACCCUCCUGCCCCCUCUGCACAUCCCUCCUCCGCCCCUCCAUAACCCGCUUCGGCGACCCGCUCCCUCCCUCCCACCUCUCUACCGUAGAUUCUUGGUUUUCCGCCCACCCAACCAUCGACUUGAUGCUAGUUAUCGGGUGCGCGUGCACUGUAAGUCCAGCUGCCGAUUACAUAGACAAAGCCAAGGAAAAGGGAGCCAGGAUUGCUGUGUUCAAUGUUGAGUUUGGGAGGCAAGCGCUUUGUUUGGGGCAGGAGGAUUGGUUUUUUGAGGGGGAUGCUGGGGUGAUGGUGCCGUUGCUUUUGGGGAAGGUGGUUGGGUGA
Aureobasidium pullulans EXF-150 is the source of this 894-nucleotide messenger RNA. Its product is annotated as DHS-like NAD/FAD-binding domain-containing protein. The record is from RefSeq and is a predicted model, not a curated record. The coding region runs from base 70 to 894 and encodes 274 amino acids. The transcript has 2 exons. Gene Ontology annotation, molecular function: NAD+ binding. NCBI's taxonomy places the organism in Eukaryota, Fungi, Ascomycota, Dothideomycetes, Dothideales, Saccotheciaceae.